UUGAGUGUAUAACCCUACUCUUUAGUCCAAAAAGAAAAAGACUUUGCACCUCCAACUCUACUUUCUUCCUCAGUUUCAGCCAUAUUUCAAGCUCAAAAUCCUUCAUACAGUUGGAAAGUAAAGCAAACCAAAUACUUACCCAAAUCAAUGAAAUCCAAGAACAGACAAUGGCCAUCAAAUUUUAUUCACAACUUGUUCAUAGUUCUGUUAUUCCUAUUCUUGAAACUCUUUCUUCUGGUUCAAUGUUCUAAUAACAACCUUACUGAAUCAUUAGACGUUAUUCUUCACGAACAUGCUUUCAAAUCUUUAGUUCAUCAACAUACUGGAGAUUUAUACAAUGCUAAUCUUCCUUCAAAUCUAGCAGGAAUGAAGCUCUCACUCAUUCGAUUAAGAAGCAGAACAUUGUGGAAAAAAGGUGCAAACUUUAGUGGUUUUUCUAUCCCUCCAAAAACUAUUCCAGUACCUUAUGUUAAAAGAAUCCACAUUGUUUAUAAUGAUUUAGGAAAUUUAUCUUCUCAUUACUUCAACAUAUCAGGUUACAAUCUCUUAACUUCUGUUAUUGGUUUCAUGGUUUAUGAUGCACCAUCCCAUAUUAGUAGCAUUACAAAUCUCACAAAGAUUGAUCUUAGACCAAUGGGACAACCUAUAUGGAUCGAGUUCAAGAAUGUAACAGAGAUGAAGGAAAGACCAAAGUGUGUCAUGUUUGAUGAAAAUGGUAAAGUUUCUCUUAGUGAAAUGAGAUUUCCUAACUUAUGUUAUACAAGAAAUCAUGGUCAUUUCUCUAUAGUGUUACCUUUAGAGAUGAAGAAGAAGAGGAGAAUAUGGGGUUUUUUGGUUAUUGGAUUUGUUAUCGGACUACUCGGGUUGGCAUUGGUAGCUGCAGUAGGAAAGAUGGUGUUGGGAAUUUUUAAAGCCAAGAAAACAAGUGAAAUGGAAAGAGAAGCAGAGGGAGGUGAGUUUUUGGAAACUAUUGUUGUUGGUAGAAGUAAAAUGCCUAUUGCUAUGGUCACAAGAACUCAUCCAGUAAUUGAAGGACCAUGUUUUCCAUAGUUUGUGUCAUUUUACUGAGACUAGUUAGUUCUAUCGUUUUAAAGAUAAAAUCCUUAGUUUGUAUAGUUGCAUUUUCAAAGAUGUUAUAGUGUGAUAAUAGCAAAGGGAGACCAGUUUGAGCAACUUUUUUCUUCUUCUUAUAAUGCGUUUCUAAAACUUAUAUAUGGGAUAUUUGUAAGAUAAACCUCAUGGAUAUUGACUCAUAUUACAAUA
This is a messenger RNA of Nicotiana attenuata, 1263 nucleotides long. RefSeq lists its product as uncharacterized. The transcript has a single exon. Bases 148 to 1050 code for a protein of 300 amino acids. NCBI's taxonomy places the organism in Eukaryota, Viridiplantae, Streptophyta, Magnoliopsida, Solanales, Solanaceae. Gene Ontology annotation, cellular component: membrane. The record is from RefSeq and is a predicted model, not a curated record.